Molecule: messenger RNA, 210 nt
Organism: Spathaspora passalidarum NRRL Y-27907
Lineage: Eukaryota; Fungi; Ascomycota; Pichiomycetes; Serinales; Debaryomycetaceae
Exons: 2
Source: RefSeq, a predicted model, not a curated record
GUUGAAAUAUCAACAGACUUAUAGACUUUUCAUAUCAGUAGAUUUUCGACUCAAAACUUACGUCAUAUCCACACAGGCGUUCUUGCUAACACAUAACGGAUCUUUACCCAAUUUCAUAACAAAAGCAAAACACUCCCUUGUACAUUUAAAUGCGAGAUACACCUUCACCGUCGUUAUCACGAAGUGCUCGAUCAACUGUUGCUAUUGCUG